CGUUCGCAUGUAAGCAUUCCGCUCAUUCGUCCGUGUCAACAAACGUGGGGCCGGACCUGAGUGGCACUAGAAUUACAUUAUUUACCUAAAAGAUACAACUGAUCAAUAUAAGAAUAUCCACCAGGAUAUUGGUAGUGCACUGACCCUGAUGAAGCUGUACACAUGUCAGGAUGUUUAUCCUCCAUAGUGUGGCUCCCUGUAUGCUUCUAUUACUAGUUGGCACUCCAUAUUAUGUAUCAUCACAAUCACUGCCAGCUACUACCCAGGAUCCUGCCAGUGUGGCCACAGAAUCCAGCACACAAUCUCUCAGUACCAGCUAUGAUAACAGUACCUUAUCUGAAGUAUCUGUCUCCACAGCAGUUCCUGUAGUCAGCACUACCCCCGCCAUAGUAAACACCAGUGUGGACCCCCAGUCUGUGGAAGUCCUCUAUGGCUGUUCUUUUGACUCUGACUUGUGCUCCUGGACUCAGGACGGCCAAGAUGGCGUAACCUGGGAGCGUCAGUCGGCACUACCUGGCAGUUUACUCAGUGAUAGUUCAGGGAGUGGCUCCUAUUUAUAUGCCAAACCAUCAGUCCAACCUGGCAACUCCACGGGACAGAUAAAAACCCCAUACAUAGUCAACCCGAGAAAGCUAAACUCUCCGCGUAUACAGUACUGUCUUGAUUUUUGGUUUUACUUUUACCAUAAUUCUCAAAAUACUGGCUCCGAGGACUCCAGCAGGCUGAACAUUUACUUGCAGUCCUAUGCAAAUGGUGUAUCUCCUGCUAACGUGUCAGAGUAUCUCCUUACAACUAUAUACUCUUCCAGUAGUUUUCAAGUGUCCUGGAAAAAACAGUUUACCAGGCUGUGGCUGGAUCCUCUAGACGAUGGUUUUGCUGUGAUAUUUGAGGGAUUCCUGACAGAGGCCGAGAGGAGUGUCCUGGCCAUAGAUGAUGUCAAUAUAUUGCCAUGUGAUGGAAUAAUAGAAUUCUGUACAUUUGAAGAUGGCUACUGUGGAUGGACACAGAUAUGGACAGAUAAUUUUAACUGGAGGAGAACUGACCACCCUACGGUGACAGAGGGGACGGGGCCUGUGGCAGGAUAUAAUGGAGGCGGACACUUUUUGUACAUAGAAGCCACUGGGCGGUACCCAAAUGCCAAAGCUCAAAUUCAGACCAAGGAGAUCUCGAGUAACUCACAACACAACUGCCUUAUCUUCCGCUACCACAUGUAUGGAAAUAACAUAGGAAAACUUGAAGUGAAAGUGAAUGGCUCCUGGAUUCUGUUUUCCAAAUUAGGUGAUCAGGGGAAUGAAUGGAAAGAAGCACAGGUGGAAAUACUUCUGCCCUCUCGGAAGUUUGAGACAUUUAAGCUGACCUUUGAAGCCUCAGUGGGCAACGGCCCUCUGGGAGAUAUUGCCAUUGAUGACAUGUUUGUCCUGAGGAGGGAAUGUCCUGGACCAGUCACAGUGCCAUCUGAUUUUGAUGAAUUUAUCAUUGGUGACACCAGUGGGGGUCGCACCAACUCCACCAAGAUAAGAUCCCCUGGUUACCCUCACAGUCUGCCAAUAAUCCAUUGGUACCGUCCUUACCGAUACAAAAUAACCAACUUAGAGGACACAGGAUACAUGGUGGUGACCUUUACUGACUGGCUUCUGGACAGAAAGGAUGUUGUAGUGAUCCAUGACUAUAACUCCAGCACAGGGUUAGCAGACAACAGGAGGAUGUACAACGGAGGGUCAGAUGGUCUGAGGGACCGUCCCAACAUUGUGUCCACUUCCAAUUGUCUGUUGGUCACAAUACUGGACACUGCCAGUGGACAGUCAUUUGUCAGUCACAAUAAUAGUAUUGCUUUUAAAGGGAAUGUAAUAUUCAUGUCUGGAAAUAUUCCUAGGCCAACAAUGCCAAAGAGUUGUGGUGAAGUUUUCGAUAAGUAUUCUGGCAAUAUCAGCCUAAAAUUGACCUCCAGAGAGACCAACAUUAGCAGAGAUUGUGUCUGGGUCAUAAAGAGCACCCCACCAUAUACAGACACUGUUUUAACUGGACCAAGCCAGAUAUUACUACCAGGAAGCACCAUUCGACAAUUCAUGGUCCGUAUACAUGAUGGUGUGACAUCAGACACGCCGUAUCUAGAUUACUAUAGCGCCCCCAACAACAUGAUAGGUAUGGAACUGAUUGGUCACCAUGGGAUUUACAUCAGAAUGGCUGUAAUUGGGCUGAAUGGACAUAUGGAGUUUUGGGCCAGCUACUUCAAGGCCUCACAUUUAUAUGGGGUUUACCACCCUUGCCCUGACUAUCGGAACAUGUUCCGUUGUGAGGACGGCCUGAUGUGUAUACCAUACUCCCUGUACUGUGACGGCACACCGCAAUGUAGGGACAGAUCAGAUGAAUACAAUUGUUCAGCAUGGUGUCUUAAAAGUACAAGUACCAACUACAGAGUGUGUCACGGGUCACAGAGCUGUGUACAUGUGAGUGCGUUGUGCGAUCACAACUGGGACUGUGCAGAUGGAUAUGAUGAAAAAUACUGUAGUUACACUGCCUCCACCACUCCACAGGCCACACCAAUACUAGCUGUAGAAGAAGAUGAUGGUACCAUUAUUGGGAUUGCGUUGUUUGGAGUGGUAGUCCUGAUUUGUUUGUCUUGUUUGGUAUUUGCUGCAUUCAAACGUAAUGCCAUGCAAAAUUCCAGAGGAAGUGUUCGGAGCAGGACGGUGGAGUUGCCACCAGAGCCAGAAGUACAAUCGGUAACAUACAGUCGCCAGAACAGUAAUGCCUCCUACUUGAUCUAUCAGUACCAGAACGACUGGCCGCCAGACUAUGAUGCUGCUGUCCGAUACAAUGCUGAUGACGGAAACGUCAAUCUGGGUUUCCAAAAUUCUUCUGGCGAUCUCAGGCAGGAACCACCCAAGUAUGAAGAAGUCUUCCACGACUCAGCAGUUUCCAGGCAAGUUUCUAGUCAGCCAGACCUUAUACCAGUAAGAGAGGUCUCUUUCAUUGAUGAAGACAGAGAGGAUGAUAAUGUCCAGGGAGACAAUAGUGCUAUUUUAGAUCAUAUCCAACAGGUGGCAGCACAAUCUAAUGAUGAACAUGCUGGCCAACAGAUGGCAGCACAGGGUGAUAGUUCAGGUGGAAGCCAUGAGAUGGCAGCACAAGGCAAUGAACAGGUUAUCCCCAUGGCAAGUGGUGAGAGCAUGGUGAGAGGGAACAUGGACUCUUCCUCCACAGUAUUUGGAGACCAGGCUGGAGACAGAAGACAGAAUGUGCCAGUCACUGAGCUCUGAAAAAGUAUAUCUAUGUCAUUGGCUUCCAACUGAUUUUUCAGUAUAUAAGUAUAGGCACAAGCAAAACAGUACCUCUUGAAAGCAUCCUUCAGCUUGAAUGCUAAAGGCACUCAAGGUGAGGUUUACUGUAAAAUUUACUGAGAAAAUUGUUUGUUAAUUUUUCUUAUGGUAUCUGACAUUGGAUAUACAAGUACAUUUGUUGUGCAUACUUGCAAAAGUUGUCCUUGCGAUACCAAUCAUUACGAUGGUGAGAAAGUUUUGGGGCUGGAUAUUUGUGUGGCAGUCCUUAUCUGCAUCCAUCUGUAUACAACCUGACCUCCUCCCAGCCUGGGGAGUUUUCACCACAUGCUUAAAAUGUUUACCUUUACUCCAGCAAAUAUCACUUCUGAAUCAGUAAAUGUUGAUCAUUUUUCACCACCUCCUUUCAAAAUAGCUUAAAAAUUAAUGAAUGUAUUUUUCAGACCCAGGAUAACCCCUCAUCAACAGAUUUUUGUUAUAAAUGUGUAAUAUGACAGAAAGCAUUCCAAAUCAAAUGCAAUAUAUGUAUCUCUAUCAUGUAGUAUUAUAGAUUUAAUUUAAUCAUAUCAGAACAAAUUAUCAUUUAUAGUCACUGAAUAUUUCUAGGGUUUUCCUAUUUUACACAGGGUAUUGAUACAAACAAGAAUUGUGAAAACAAACUAUUUUAUUAAAAGUUUGUUAUAUUAUGUGAAAAAAAUUAAUUUAUCUCUAUUAUUUGCCAUAUCUUAUUUUUUGCUUAAAUACACUUGUUUUACACUUGUUUUUAUUUGAUAUGAUCACACGUAGUAGCCCAAUUAAUGGAUUGUAUAGCUGUAUUUUUCAUAUUGAAUCUGUUAAAAUUGUCAGUAAUGGCAGAUUUGCCCUGUACGAUUUAAAUGAAAAAGACGUCAAUAUUAAUUUUUUUUUUUUUUUUUUUUUUUU
This is a messenger RNA of Lingula anatina, 4199 nucleotides long. RefSeq lists its product as uncharacterized. The record is from RefSeq and is a predicted model, not a curated record. Gene Ontology annotation, molecular function: protein binding. NCBI's taxonomy places the organism in Eukaryota, Metazoa, Brachiopoda, Lingulata, Lingulida, Lingulidae. Gene Ontology annotation, cellular component: membrane.